CACUAAAGAUUCAAUAAAAAGAUUUAAGAUGACAGUCAUAAGUGAUAAUAUAUCAGCGUAUAAUAUAUUUCAAAUCUUAAAGAUAAUACGCGAUAAGUAGCGCGGUUUGGUUGAGGUAAAAUACAUUUCAUUGUCAUAAUGUAGUAAUAUGGUGUUAUGUAAAAAUAACUAGCUUAUAGUGGAAUUAAACAUGUCAAGGAAUGGGAAGGGAUCGCCAUUUUUAAAACAAUGUUUUGUAACAGCGACGAUUUGUUGCAAUAUAAUUGGGCAAGGUGCUGCUUUUGGCUAUAUAGCAGUUCAGCUUCCAAUGCUUAAGUCUAAGGACACCGAAAUACCACUUACAAAGACUGAAGAAGCAUGGAUCGCUGGUAUGCUACCCCUAUGCAUGAUCCCGGGUUUCUUUUUAGCUACGCCAUUAAUGGACCGCUAUGGGCGUAAAGCAACUCAUGUUAUCCUAAUUAUACCAGCAUUGGUAGGAUGGUUCAUGCUUACCAUUGCUUCUUCUGUUGCUGAAAUUAUCAUCGCAAGAGCUCUCCAAGGGAUCUCAGGGGGAAUGCUCAAUACUCUUCGAUCUGUCCUUAUUGGUGAAUACACCAGUCCCAAAAACCGUGGAGCAUUCUUAACCACGAUAUCAUUUUCACAAGCCUUCGGCAUAUUCUUCGUACAUUUAAUAGGUUCCUGCUUCAGCUGGCAAAUGACUGCUUUUAUCUCAGUCUUCCUUCCGUUUGUGAGUUUACUGAUGACCAUAUACGCACCAGAAUCUCCCAGUUGGCUCCUAACAAGAGGACGUAUUGAUGAAUGCAAAGAGGUGUUCCGAUGGCUCAGAGGCAACGAAGAAGAUGAAGAACUAGAAGACAUGAUUCAAGCAAGGUUGGCUUUUGAGAAAUACGAAGCAACCACAAAUCAUAAUAGGAAUAAAAUCGUCGAUCUUAUUCACACUAUAAAAAAGAAAGAGUUCUAUAAACCAAUAAUUUUAAUGGCCCAUUUAAAUAUCAUCACACAAUUUUCCGGUGGAACGACUAUGGCAGCUUUUGCGCCUUCGAUAAUUGGCAAACUGAUACCACAAGGCGAUGUGGCAUUUUGGAUGGUUUUCUUGGAUACACAGCGGUUAAUAAGCAAUUUCCUUGCCGUGUACAUUAUGAACAAAGUGAAGCGACGAACUAUGAUGUUUUCUACUGCUGGAUUGUGUGUGAUAAGUAACAUUGCUAUUGCCACUUACGUUCUUUGCCGGCUGAUGGGCUGGAAUUACAGUUCCGUGUGGCUACCAGCGCUUUUGAUCAAUAUACAGUAUUUUACUGUUGCAGUGGGCAUGGUGCCCUUACCGAACAUAAUAGGUGGAGAAGUAUUUGCAUUGCAAUACAGAAGUAUAGGUGGAUCGAUAAGUUUAGCAACUGGUGGGAUGUUUACGUUUGUCGUACUCUUAACGUUUCUACAGCUCAUGGAUAAUUUGGGCUUGCAUGGCACUUACUACCUAUACUCGGUAAUUUUGAUAGUAAACAUUUUUGUAGUGUGGUUGUUGCUUCCUGAAACGAGAGGGAAGACAUUACAGCAAAUAGAAGACGAAUUUCGAGGUAAACCUUUGAGAUUGGACGAAAUUGAAGCACGACUGUCGUUGCAGUCUAACCCAAUAGAAAUUUAUAAAAGGAGAGUGUCUGAACAGAGAUUCAGUUCGACGCUCACAUUAUAGUGUCCAUGUAAGGGUCAAUUUAUACUAGAGCAGAGUCGAAGCGCAUCAUUAAAAUCUCAGAAGUAAUGUAACACACACUUACUUCACAGAAGAAUUAAAAAAAGAAGGCCUAAAAGGUUCUGGGUGCAUCCACUGAUUGCGGAGAUCGUUAUGGAUUAUUAUUUAGUAGAGAUUAAUAUUCUUACAUAUUUAAUUAGCAGUUGAGAAAUAAAGCAUCGAGAGAUUCCUUGUUUCUUAAAUCAUUAUUAUCUUUACGAUAUAUUUAUAUGAUAAUCAUACCGUACCGUCUACGCCGAAACAAUUGCAGUGGGUGAGAAUGUAAAAAAGAGGCGUCAGAUAUUGUAUGCUCUGUUUGGUUGAUUAGUAAAACAGCAUUUCAGUCCAACAGUAAAAAUUUAGGGGUGGACCACCCUUACCACUUAGAGGUUUA
Messenger RNA from Pieris napi, 2117 nucleotides. RefSeq names its product facilitated trehalose transporter Tret1-2 homolog. Gene Ontology annotation, biological process: transmembrane transport. The transcript is spliced from 4 exons. Gene Ontology annotation, cellular component: membrane. Gene Ontology annotation, molecular function: transmembrane transporter activity. The record is from RefSeq and is a predicted model, not a curated record. The coding region runs from base 191 to 1687 and encodes 498 amino acids. Lineage: Eukaryota; Metazoa; Arthropoda; Insecta; Lepidoptera; Pieridae.